This is a messenger RNA of Limulus polyphemus (Atlantic horseshoe crab), 1844 nucleotides long. RefSeq lists its product as uncharacterized. The transcript is spliced from 3 exons. Lineage: Eukaryota; Metazoa; Arthropoda; Merostomata; Xiphosura; Limulidae. Bases 98 to 532 code for a protein of 144 amino acids. The record is from RefSeq and is a predicted model, not a curated record.
UCAUUGCGAUCAAACUGAGUAAAGCCACGAGGGUUGUUAUACUCAUACUAAUACUAAGUAGUUUUUUCUGAAUUCUCCUUGACGGUGACGAGCAGAGAUGAAGUCAGCAUUCACAAUUGGUGUGCUUCUCCUUUGUUUUAACGCUUUAGCAACAGGGACUAAUGUCCCUAGUAAGCUGAAGUGUUACCAAUGUAAAGUAGAAGCUAACAGUUUGUGUACAAACGACUCUCUUUUACCUUGUCCUGACGACCAAGCAUAUGACACGUGCAUGACAACAAUUGAAAAAACUGAGUCCAGUUUUACCAUUACGAAAACUUGUGCAUUAGGCCCAUGCAAUCUUCGUGACCCUAAACAGAGCACUGGACUUGGGCUUGACCAUUGCGACCGAAGCAGAUCAGAAUACAUUUGUGUGCACUGCUGUAAAGACGAUGGCUGUAACAAAGAUGGAGUGGAUAGUGUCCAUCCAUCUAUGAUUACGGUCUCUUUUUUACUCCUUUUAACAAUGCAAGUGAUUUUCUCUCUGUCUAAGUAAAACGAUUCACUGGAAAGAAAAUUCUAUAUUCUAACACACAUACUUACUAUAAUAAAAAAGGCCUUCGUAUGAAUGCACGCUUGAAGUUGAAAAUUUAAUAUACAUUUUAUGCCAUUUUUCCACAUCAUGUCAGAUGCACUACUCAAUCUCUACAAGAGAACCUUAAAAAUGAAUACACUUUACUUACAUCUACUUUCCGCUUUGAAUAAUAAUCAACUAAAUUACACCUAUAACUUUACUUACAGCUACUUUCCACUUUGAGUAAUAAGCAACUGAAUUACACCUAUAACUUUACUUACAGCUACUUUCCACUUUGAAUAAUAAUCAACUGAAUUACACCUAUAACUUUACUUCGUUUAAUACAGUUGAGUGAAUAUAUAAACAACUUUCACCCAAAGACUCAUUUUAAUAAAGAAUGAUUAAGAAAUGCAUGAAAGGUUCGCAGUAUUUAAUAAAGUUCAAUGUUUUCAUGUGAAAUUCCUACUUAAUUAUAAACUAAGAAAAGCUUUAGUGUGGACUCGCAUUGUUUUUAUCACAUGUCGGUGUCUGACUUUCGGAUCAUUUGUAUAAGUGCAUGCUCUGUAAAUAUUUGUGUUUUCAUAAUAUUGUCUAACAUAGGCUGUUUUAUAUUAAAAUUGUAUUAAUAGUAAAAACAAUAAAUCAGGUUAACCUGUAAGUAUCAUGUCAAAGAGUAAUUGAAUGUUUAAAUCGGUUCUAUGUGUAGAAAAUGAAUCGUAACUAAGUAAAAUUUUCCCAGUGGAAUCUAAACACUACUUUCUUCUAGAUAUGUGAUUUUUCACAGUGAAAUACACUUUAAAAUCUUUAAAUAUACAACUGUUACUAGUUUUGUCUCUGUAAGCGGUCCCAUCAUGGUUUGCGUGGUAUUUUCCGUUUAGUAUCUGUACAUAUUAUCCAAAGAAUUAUUUAUUUCUAUGUUAUUUGUUAUUUUCAAAUGAACUGGGUUGUGCUUAACUCGUCACUAGAUGGCGAAACAUAUGCUUGGAAACAUUGUCAAAUGGAUGGGUCAGUAUGGACUUUGUUCAUCAGCUAAGUACUAUUCUUAAAAGAUGAUGUUCUGUGAGAGGAAAAAAAAAGUUAUUAAUUUGAUUUAUACUGAAAGAGAAAUCAUUGUUAAAUAUCACAGAAUCUGUAUAUUCCCUGUAAGUUUACAUCAAUUAAUAGUAACAAAAUUAGUGAGUUUUAAAAUGUCUAGUUUCUGAGCCUGUAGCAAGGUAAGAGUGAUUAUAAAUUAAAGAAUUCGGGUAAUGAAUUGUUUAUGUAUCGUUUUAUUUCAUUAAAAGCUAAGUGAGCA